AUGUCUAGCUUAUUCUUAUAUGAAGCUAGCACACCGUGCCCAGGGGCCAAAGGGGCGAGAGCCAGCAAUGAGAGCGGCAACGGAAGCGACCCGAUGAGAGAUCUGUGGGACGAGGACCUCGGAAAUUACGACGACACGAGGAACAUCGAGUUCACGACCGAGAUCAGAGCACCGAUUCUGGGAGCCAAACCGAAACGGCGAACGAGGACAACAACAUCCUUUUCCAUCCACAGUGAUUAUGACGAGAAACCACAAGCAACGGUUCGUUCCAAGGCGGGAAACAAAUCAGCUGGAAUUGCCCCUGCGAAUCGUAAGACGUCCUUGCUCGCACAACCCGCGCAGCGGUUUCGUUCACGGCCCAGGGUGAGCUUUGUCCCUAGUCCGCUCAAACAUUGUCAGCAGCACGACAAGACCGAGCCUGAGAAGAGAAGCACAAGACCGGAUGUGCAGAAGAACAACGAGCUUCUGAAACGCAUCAAUGCCACAAGUGAAGAGGUCGUAGCCAAGCAUGUUCUAAAGGAUGCACGGCGGACUACGGCCUUUUUACCACCAGAGGACACGACUGCGGCCAGUGUUUUUAUGGGCAUUUUUAGCCCUCUUAAGUGUGAUGUUGAGAAUUAUACUUCGAAAGUCUCGGAUGUCUGCAACUCAGAGCCUCGGGUUACGAAGGAACGACAAGCGAAGCCGUCCAUUGUAACGUCUUCCGGCCGGGUUCCAUUGAAACCCAGCUCCAACAUCGUUCAAGAGUCGUGCGACAGAGCUGAUAUUCCUGGCCAAAAUGGAGGCAAGGAGAAUAUUCCCCCAGGAAUGAAUCUUGCCGGCCUUAAGGGAAAGAAUUUCCGCCAAAUGGACAAGCCUAUGGACGAUAAGUUGAAUUACUCAAAUCUUAUAUCCAGCAAGCCCCUUGCGACGAGAAAGGUAAAUCAGCCUGUGAAAGUUCAUAGCCAGUCCAUCCUCAAGGCGUCAGUUUCAACUGCUGUCGGCGAAAGACGAACAUUAAGUAUUCGAACAAAAAACCCAGCGACGAGAAGUUGUACUUCAUCAAGCGUCUUGAGUUCGAAGACCUCGGUCCUAACAGCAGACUCUACCAGCCGGAACGGCUUGAAGCAUCUCCGCCAUGAGUACCCGUUAGCUUCUGCGAGUAUUACGAACCCUGCUAUGUACAAUGACAAUUGGCUUUCACACCAGGAGGUUAUACUGACACAGUUGAUCAAUGGAGUACUCAAUCACCCCGCCAGAGAGGUGUCCGAUCCUUCCAUGCUUCGAAAUGAGCUUCUUCAGCUCUACCAGGGAGCGUACUUUACAAACCUAUACAAGAGACUCCAUGCUUCGCUGGUGUACGGUGCUUUAUCCAUUCCAAAGGAUGUCCUCAAAGAAAGACGGCUUCGGCAAGACUUGGGAAUGAAACGAAAGUUCAUCGACAUCUGGGUCCAGACUUAUGAUUCGAAUGCUCUGCGAGCUGCACUGGAAGCUGUCACAGGCAGGAUAAUUCCCCUCGCCAAAGCAAAUGCCAGCAGCACACAUAAAUCGGCGAAUGGAGCUUCUCCACACGAGAAAGCUCUAACGAAGAAACUUGCAAAAUUCCUAGACGCAUUUCUGAUACAGAAUCAGGACAUGGAUCGGAGUAAUAGCGAGCAUGACACGGACGAUGAAGAAGCAUUGGCUGGUACAUAUCGCCGAACUCUUCUUCGCAGUAUGAUGAUGGUCAUACUCCUAGAUAAAGCUAGGACAAGCCCGAAGACCCUUCUUUCUCCGUGUUUGUUCCUGGCCUCGUCGCCAUACAAGUCUUCUUCUGCUGUACUCCAGGCACUGACCCGAUUUCUGCUACCUUCCUGCGGAAAUGUCGGUAAAGCUUUUGCUCAGCUCAAUUGCCAACUAACUUACGAACAACAUCCACUCGAGGAGUACGACUUUCUGGUUUCCAACCUUGCAGUUGAUCUGAGAGACGGUAUUCGCCUGACAAGGCUCGUCGAGUUGCUCCUCUACCCAUCGUCUCGCGCCGCUCCUAUCUCCGAUUGCCGAUGGCCACUCUCUCGACAUCUAAAAUACCCAUGUUUGAGCCGCGCGGUGAAGAUGUCCAAUGCAAAAUUUGCAUUAGAAGCAUUGGCAAAUACAGAGGAGGGGAAACAACUCACCACCGACAUCCGCGCAGCAGACAUCGUAGACGGGCACCGCGAAAAAACCAUUGCGCUGUUAUGGGGCCUUGUCAGCAACUGGGGUCUGUCUGAACUGGUUGAUAUAGACAGCCUGAAGAAGGAAAUUUCGCGGCUGGAACGGAGAUCUGAUGUCGAAUACAAGGAUGACACACUCUCUGCGGACGAUUCCGUUGAGAACAAUGAGCCUAUCAAGCUUCUUGGACAAUGGGCAUCCCUCGUCGCACAGCUGAGAGGCCUAGCUCUCAAUAACCUAACAACGGACAUGGCAAACGGCAAAGUCUACGAGUGUAUUCUAGACGAAUACGAAGGGUACAUCUAUAGCCAGAGCACGUUUACAGAAGUCAGAGCAUCCCUGAGAGACCGUCUCCGAGCGCUGGGAUGUAGCGAACAAUUUAUAAAAAUCAUCUCCCCUGGUUUAGAAGCCCGCAUAUUGGAUACCCCAUCCACAACCGGAGCACUUGCCUACCUGUGCUCUUGUCUCCUCCCGAUUGCGAAACGGGCCCGCGCGGCGACGGUCAUUCAGAGCGCCUGGCGACGAAUGCUCGAUCGUCGCGAAGCAGAGAAACGGGCCAUGGCCAGGGAUAUUGCGCAGCAGUGCGCUGCGGUCGUUCAAACUAGGGAUCGAAUUCUUUGGGCGAAGAGCGUAAUUGUGCAUUGGUGGAGACUUAACAGGGCGAGACGCAGGAGAAGGAGAAUUAUCGUUGCGUCAGCGAAAUCAACAACAAUGAAGCGACAGUCAAGGAUACCUGGGAAAACAUCUACCAAAAUUCCUCUGCGUUGCGUGAAAUAG
Aspergillus nidulans FGSC A4 is the source of this 2946-nucleotide messenger RNA. It is a transcript of the gene sha1, whose product is annotated as putative calmodulin-binding protein Sha1. The record is from RefSeq and is a predicted model, not a curated record. Gene Ontology annotation, cellular component: cytoplasm. Lineage: Eukaryota; Fungi; Ascomycota; Eurotiomycetes; Eurotiales; Aspergillaceae. Bases 1 to 2946 code for a protein of 981 amino acids. The transcript has 2 exons.